CCUCUUUCUUGGACCCUACAAAGCACAACUACCGAAUGCAGCCUCAAUAAUACACGAUGGGCAUCAGCAGGGUCGCUCCAGCGGGGACAGCCAAGCUCUACUCACGGGACACGCGAUUGCGCCUAAGCUAGGAAAUGCGACAGCCAACAGAACUCGGCCGCGCGGCCUGGAAACUUAUGCACACGACCUUCGCUCGAUUCCCGGAAAAGCCUACAGGCGAGGAAAAAGAAGCGCUGCGACAAUAUGUUCACCUAUUCCAGCGGCUGUACCCAUGCGGAGAGUGCGCCGAGCACUUUGGCCAGGUCCUCAAGAAAUAUCCGCCGCAGGUAUCGUCGCAGAAGGCUGCAGCGCAGUGGGGCUGCUUCGUGCACAAUGUUGUCAACAAGAGGUUGAAGAAACCCGAGUUCGACUGCGAUGAGAUAGCAAGUCACUACGACUGUGGCUGCGCGGAUGAGGAGAAGGAGCCGAAGGCUGCGUGAUCUGGACAUAUCGCACUACGGAAAAAAGCAAGCGUCACCUGCAAAAUCUUGGAUGCUAUGCGGCACGUCAAAGCCACUGCUCCGCGCUGGCGAUGACAGCCUCACACUGCGAGCCUUGUGGCGGGCAGCCUUGGAGGUCUUCAAGGC
Messenger RNA from Macroventuria anomochaeta, 626 nucleotides. RefSeq lists its product as uncharacterized. Lineage: Eukaryota; Fungi; Ascomycota; Dothideomycetes; Pleosporales; Didymellaceae. The record is from RefSeq and is a predicted model, not a curated record. The transcript has 2 exons. The coding region runs from base 135 to 479 and encodes 114 amino acids. Gene Ontology annotation, cellular component: mitochondrion. Gene Ontology annotation, molecular function: flavin-dependent sulfhydryl oxidase activity; flavin adenine dinucleotide binding.